AUGACGGUAGUCUCUGAGUUUCUUCUUUUAGGAUUUCAAAUCAGUCAAAGUUUAAAAAUAUCCCUGUUCUGUCUCCUCCUGGUGGCUUACUGUGGGACAAUGUGUGGGAAUCUCCUGAUCAUCACCCUGGUGUCCACCUGCAAGAAUCUCCACUCUCCAAUGUACUUCUUCAUCUUGCAGCUGUCCAUCAGCGACAUAUUGUUACCCACUGAUAUUGUCCCCAACUUGCUCCACAUCCUACGGAAUAAUGGCCAGACCAUUACUUUUAACAACUGCAUCUUUCAGCUUUAUGUCUUCUGUGCCUCAGAAACUUUAGAAUGUCUUCUUCUCACGGUGAUGUCUUAUGACAGAUAUGUGGCCAUCUGUAAUCCCCUCCGUUACACCUCUAUCAUGACAAGUGCCCAUUGUGUGAUAUUGUCCUUCUUCUCUUGGAUAUUUGGAUGCUUUUUUAUUUUGACUUACAUCAUAACUGUGGCAAAACUACAUUUUUGUGGACCAAAUAUCAUUGACCAUUUAUUCUGUGACAUCGUCCCAUUACUAAAACUUUCUUGUUCUGAUACCUUUAUUCUUCAACUAGAGAUUUAUUUACUAAGUAUUCCAAAUGUAAUAAUACCAACCACAAUCAUUAUCAUUUCUUAUGCUUACAUUGGUUUAGAAAUUUGGAGAAUCCCAUCCAGUACUGGUAGACAGAAAGCCUUCUCCACCUGUAGCUCCCACCUCAUUGUGGUCUCCAUAUUUUAUGGGACUUUAUUCAGUGUUUAUAUUGUCCCAAUAAAAGGGAAAACACUAACAAUAAGCAAAAUCCUCUCCCUGCUGUAUACUGUAUUUACUCCUUUGAUCAACCCCAUUAUAUACAGCCUGAGAAAUAAAGACAUUAGAAAAGCCAUACAAGAAAUAAUUAAUAAACAUGAGAUAUGGUAA
Bufo bufo (common toad) is the source of this 921-nucleotide messenger RNA. RefSeq names its product olfactory receptor 1J2-like. The transcript has a single exon. Gene Ontology annotation, biological process: G protein-coupled receptor signaling pathway. The record is from RefSeq and is a predicted model, not a curated record. Gene Ontology annotation, cellular component: membrane. The coding region runs from base 1 to 921 and encodes 306 amino acids. Lineage: Eukaryota; Metazoa; Chordata; Amphibia; Anura; Bufonidae. Gene Ontology annotation, molecular function: olfactory receptor activity; G protein-coupled receptor activity.